This is a messenger RNA of Populus trichocarpa (black cottonwood), 568 nucleotides long. RefSeq lists its product as uncharacterized. NCBI's taxonomy places the organism in Eukaryota, Viridiplantae, Streptophyta, Magnoliopsida, Malpighiales, Salicaceae. The coding region runs from base 99 to 290 and encodes 63 amino acids. The transcript has 2 exons. The record is from RefSeq and is a predicted model, not a curated record.
CUUUAGUUAUUGGAGCCCAGCCUUAGCCCACACUAUACUCUUACUAACUCAUUGACUAGAAAAAGAACCGAAAACAAAACAGAAUUGGAAAAAGGAAAAUGGGAAGAUCAUUCACACUAGUUCAAACAGUAACCACAGCCGGGGUUUUCUCUGCCGUUUCCUACUGGUAUGGUUUCAUGUUUGGAAGAGAAUCAGCUCGGAAAGAGCUUGGAGACUUAAUUGAAGAUCUUCGCCGUGGAAAUCCGAAUUCAAUUGAAGAGAAUCAGCUCGGAAAGAGCUUGGAGACUUAAGAGAACCUUGGGAUUUUGACUUUUAACUCCUCCUCUUCUUCUGUGUUAUAGUGAGUUAAUUGUUUCCUGCCGUAAUUAUUUUUUUGCUCUUUCUAUUUUUAAAGGAAAAUCUGUGCAUUGUGUAAUAUUGCUGCUGAUCUUAACAAGCAUUGGCCUAAUGUUAUUAAUUAACGCGUAGCUUUUUUUUAUUUAAGUAUUUUGAAUUUUGAAUUUAGAUAUACGGAUCGCUUUGUCUUGGACGCCUUUUGAUUAUUAUUAUUAUUAUUAUUUUUCAUGAA